UCGGUGAAGAAGAGGGUGUCUUACUUUGUUAUGAUUGGUGUUUUUUUAGGGAAUUAGUAGCUCCACAGGGGGAGGACCCAUGAAGCCUGCAACACACAGAGGGAGAAAAAGUUGUGUCAAGUUUUGUGACACUGAGGUGGAAACUUGCUGCGUUCAGACCAGCGGCUAACACCAGCACCACCUCCACCAGCAGCAGCAGCGGCGGCAGCAGCAGCGGCAGCAGCAGCAGCUCGGACGGGGAAGAUGGCGCGCCGCUGCGGCCGUGCCACGUCUCGGUUUACUUUAUAUAGCAGAGAAAUAGCAACACUUGCCGUUUGGUUAUGUUUUUGUCUACUUUUACCCUCCGCCGUGGAGGCCGGACUGUACACCGCCUCUGACCAGAUUGUCCAGCUAACCCCGGGAAAUGUAGAGUCGGUUUUGUUGAACUCCACAGCAGCGACAGUUGUGGAGUUUUACGCUUCGUGGUGCGGACACUGCAUCGCCUUUUCUCCGGUUUACAAAAGUCUGGCCAGAGACCUUAAAGAGUGGAAGCCAGCUGUGGACCUGGCAGCAGUGGACUGCGCUGCAGAGGAGAACAGGAAGGUCUGCAUCAGCUACAGCAUCAGAGGGUAUCCUACCCUAAAGUUCUUCCAUGCCUACUCCAAGGCUGGCUCUGCAGGAAAGCCUUUCAGAGAUUUUCCCCGUGAUGUUCGAGGUUUACGUCACAAGAUCAUAGACCAACUAGAAACCCACUCGGAGCCCUGGCCCCCUGCCUGCCCUCCACUGGAGCCCACCAGUGAAGCAGAGCUUGACAGCUUCUUUGAGACAAACAAUGUUCAACACCUGGCCCUGAUCUUUGAAGAAGCUCAAUCCUACGUUGGCCGAGAGCUAACCCUGGACCUGUUACAGUUUGAGAACAUUGCAGUGCGGAGGGUACUGAACACUGAGGAGGGUCUGGUGACCAAACUGGGAGUGACAGAGUUCCCAUCCUGUUACCUUUAUUAUCCUGGAGGCAACUUCACCAGACUCAAAGUGAAGGUUGAGGCUCGUACGUUCUACUCUUACGCCCUCCAGAGGCUGCGGGGGGUGGUGCGGUCAGGAAAGCCUCCACCAGUCACCACAGAUGGCCUCACCAACAGCACAGAGGACCCCUGGAGACCCUUCAACAGAUCCAGGGUGUAUAUGGCAGACCUCGAGUCAACACUGCACUACUCCCUACGUAUGGAGGUGGCUGCUCACACCGUCAUCAAAGGAGAAGCCCUGAUUGCUCUGAAGAAGUACAUCGCUGUCCUGGCUGAGUACUUUCCGGGCCGUCCUGUGGUGAUGAACUUGUUGAAGUCUGUAAACUCUUGGCUUCAGAACCAGAUUGGCGGUGAGAUUUCCUAUGAUGCGUUUAAAGAGAUACUGGAUAACUCAGCACAGUCUCCAGACACCGCUUUGCCUGAAGGAGUGAGGUGGGUGGGCUGUCAGGGUUCACAACCCCACUUCAGACGUUACCCUUGUGGGGUGUGGACUCUCUUCCAUGUUCUCACUGUCCAGGCCACGAAUGCUGAAGAAUCAGAUCCUCAGGAGGUGCUGUAUGCAAUGAGAAAGUACGUCCACAGCUUCUUCGGCUGCAGGCUGUGUGCCGAGCACUUUGAGAACAUGGCGAGGGAAAGUAUGAUGGAUGUGGACACGUUGUCGUCAGCUGUCUUUUGGCUGUGGUCCUCACACAAUCGCGUCAACAACAGACUAGCAGGUGCUUUGAGUGAAGACCCCAACUUCCCGAAGAUCCAGUGGCCUUCACCAGAAAUGUGUCCGGCCUGCCAUAUGGUGAAGGCCAACGGGGAUCACCAGUGGAACAAGGACCAGGCUCUCUCCUUCCUCCUGUCCUACUUCUCCUCCAGCAGCAUCCUCAAAGACUAUCUCGAAGACGAAGGCCAGAUCCUGGCAAAGCAGAGGGAGAAACACACCAGCCAGCAGCUAGCAUUAGAAGCUCAGAAACAUAUAGAAAGGAAAGCCAGGGAGGCCUUGGACUUAAUGACUCAUCCUCUAACAUCACAACCCACUGUGGAAGAAGAGGAGGAAGAAGAGGAGGAGGGUGAGGAGCCACAGGAUGAAGCAAUGGCAGAUGAAGAAGAGGAAGGUGGGGAGGGAGCAGCAGCAGCAGAUGAGAUUGGCGGUAAGACAUCUGAGCCGAGUCCCUGGGCCAAACCUGAGAUGGAGGUCGGCCGAAGUCGGCGGCAGGCCCACAGAAAGCCGAGCAUCGUGGGGAUGAGGAUGCGAGAUGUGCAGGAGGACAUCGUGGACCUGGACUCAUUUGUCAACCAGCACUACAAGGCCAAGGCGCUGCAGGUGGCUGCCUCCAGCCGGGUCAGACCACGCACCCUGCAGAGGAAGGUGGAGCAGGAGUCCGGGCCUGUGUUCGGGCUCGGCAUGGAGCUGGACGGGGGGCUUGGGAUGGUGGGCCUGCAGCCUAUGGAGGCAGACUUAGAGCUGGACGUGGCGCAGCAGACAAAGCGACUGCAAAAGCGAGAACUGACAGGCCAGAACUUCGGGGAGGAGUUGAGGCGCGGGGGACGCUGGAUGUCUAUGCUGAACAUCGGAUUCUCCAAAGUAGACAUCAGCCUGUGUGUCAUUCUUUAUUUCAUGUCCACUAUGUGUCUUCUCGCCAUGUACAUGUUCUUUAAAAACCGUCUCAAGCUGCGGCGGGUUAAAAUAUCCUUGCCCUGAACCAAAGAGUAUUCAAAUUUGACCUGAGUCAGAGCAACGAUUAACAUUCGUUAAGUUCAUGUAGGCUGAGGUUGGGGUUAGUGUAAGGGGAUGUGUCAAGAUUAUCACCAUCUUAAGUGGUCCACUUAACUUUUGCCUACAGCUAAAGGAGGCGAGAACAUGUUUUAUUCCGAACAUUGUGGAUGGUGUGAUGUCUAACUGGAAAGAAUGAGAAGAGGAAAUUUGCAGAUAAACUUCAAAAUCUUUGAAAAUCAGGGCAGUGGUGUAACUUUGCACUUAAUCCGGCCUCCAGAGCUGUUCAGGCAGCACCUCCACUGUGGAAAAUCUCUUCAUAUGGAUAUAUAUUUCUACAAGUGGGUUUCUGUUUGGGGUUUGUGCUUGAGUUAAGUAUAAACAAUUGUGCUUUUGAUUCUGUUUGACCACUUAUGAAGGAUAGAAUUAAACCCAAUAUGAGAUUAAUUAAGUUUUUUUUUUUUAAUUAUUUGUAUGACAUUAAUGCAACUAAUUUUUUUGUUGCUUUACUGAAGUUAUGAAAACCUCCUACUACUUCCCUGUGUACUACGACCAAAAAAUUAAGUUUCAGUAUCAAUUUGUAUAUAUUUACAUGUACAUAAUAUUUGAAUCAAUUCAACUAAAUAACUGAAUAGGUGAUUCUUCAGUGAUUUCAAAAAUAAUGAGUUCGGUUGUAUCUUAAAUUAAUUAAUAACUGUCUUUUCCCUCCAAUCUGUCACUGGGAUUUUUGUGUUAUUUGUUCAUUUCUUUUAGUUUUUUUAAAUAAUAAGAUGGCAAAAAGGAAACAGCCCCAUUCUGUAAAUUCUUUGUGGGAUCUUUAAGAACUGUUGCGGGACUGCAGCUCAUCUCUGAAUACUGUGACUGGACCAGCAGCUCCACAGUAACUUUCUCCAGAGAAGAGCCGAUUCGCCUGUUGUUCUGCAGAUCCUUUGAGUUGGUCUACAUUACACUGAGCGUUAUAUCACAUCUCUGAAUAUUACAUCACACUGCUGAGCCUACAUAACAGCUACUCCGGUUGCUUAUGAAGUGCUGUGGAGCGAGACAUAUGUUCACACUGGACAAGGUUUUAGAAUAAGCAGGAUUUGUUUUUGGCCGCUGUCCGCGAUGUAAAGCUUCUGCUGAUCAUCUCAAAAACACUGUGUUUUUCUGUUUGCUUCUUCGCUUCUGUCUGAAUCAAUAAAAUUAUUUUUGA
Molecule: messenger RNA, 3895 nt
Organism: Seriola dumerili (greater amberjack)
Lineage: Eukaryota; Metazoa; Chordata; Actinopteri; Carangiformes; Carangidae
Gene: qsox1
Product: quiescin sulfhydryl oxidase 1
Exons: 13
Coding region: 244-2691 (815 amino acids)
Biological process (GO): protein folding
Cellular component (GO): Golgi membrane
Molecular function (GO): flavin-dependent sulfhydryl oxidase activity; protein disulfide isomerase activity
Source: RefSeq, a predicted model, not a curated record